Molecule: messenger RNA, 1629 nt
Organism: Vanessa tameamea
Lineage: Eukaryota; Metazoa; Arthropoda; Insecta; Lepidoptera; Nymphalidae
Gene: MBD-like
Product: methyl-CpG-binding domain protein 3
Exons: 5
Coding region: 135-884 (249 amino acids)
Biological process (GO): negative regulation of transcription by RNA polymerase II; DNA methylation-dependent constitutive heterochromatin formation
Cellular component (GO): nucleus
Molecular function (GO): methyl-CpG binding
Source: RefSeq, a predicted model, not a curated record
UUCUGAAAAAGUAAUUUCGUUUAAUAUUUGGUUAUUUGUAGUAAAUAAAUAAUGCUUAAACGUGUAAUUUGAAAAAACUAAACUAGUUUAGCAUUUAUUUUCGACAUAAAGGUUUCGUAUUUUUGUAUGUUAUAAUGAAUAUUUCUAUAGAAAAGAAAAGAUCAGAUUGUGCAGCACUGCCAAAAGGAUGGCAAAGAGAAGAAGUUAUAAGAAAAACAGGGCUUUCGGCAGGAAAAGUCGAUGUAUACUAUUAUAGCCCUACAGGUAAAAAGUUUCGCAGUAAACCCGAGCUAGUUCGUUAUCUGGGUGAUAGUGUGGACUUAUCGUGUUUCGACUUUCAACAAGGUCAAAUAAACACAAUGCUCCUGUGCAAGGUCAAGAAAGCUCGAGCGCAGUUUGACUACAGGGGUGUUCGAUCAGAUGCUUCACUUGUGCCUCCUAUACGUCAAACCGCUUCUAUAUUUAAACAGCCGGUGACUGUGUACAAGACUCAGGAGAGUAAAGUCAAAACGGACUUAAAACAUGGUACCCAGGAAAAACCUAAACAACUAUUUUGGGAAAAGCGCUUAGAAGGAUUGACGGCAUGUGAUGCAAAUGGAGUCAUCGGCACAACAUCCUUGCCUAAGUAUAUAAAGCCCCUGGGGCCAUAUACAUCUGAUGCUACAACUAUACAGUCACUAGCUACAGCUUUACAUGUUUCAUCGCAACCAAUUACAGGUCAGUCUGGUUCAAAACAAACAAUAAUGGAGAAUCCAGGUGUUUUUUUAAACCCUGAUCAACCUUUGAUAGCGGCAGUUACAAUAACAAAAGAUGACCUCCGGCGUCAAGAAGAGCGAGUAAAGCGUGCUCGCCUGAGGCUGCAAGAGGCUCUUGUGGCUGCAUAGGGGCACGCCGGCGACGGGGAAACCCUGACCUCCGCCGCCGACUCGCAGGAAACAGACCCCGUCGAACAGAUGCUGCCAGAUUCCACCGCAGACUCGCCUAAACCUUCCAAUUCGGAUUGUAUCGUCGAUAGUACUAGCUAAGAUUAUUUAGGUUAUAAGGUAAUUGAUGCUAGAAGUUUCAUUAAAGUUUUAGCAAUAAAAAAAUUACUAUUGUAUUUAGCUGUAAUUUAUAUUGUACUAGUAUUUACCCGUUUUUGUGAGUAUUAAACUUUCGAUAAAAAACUCAGUACACCUCAGAUCACUAUGACGCUCUGCUCAUUUUAAAUUCAGGCAAGUAAUAUGAAGAUGAUUCGCUCAGAAGGCAGCCACAUGCAACCAAGAAAUGUCACCAGACAAAUUGUUCUUAUUUUGUAACUUGAUUAGAAAUUACAUUUUCAGAAUAGAAACAUAGAUUUCGAUUUAAAGCAUAUAGUCGUAAGAGACAGCAGUAGUCUUUGUAAUUGACAUUCUUACCUUUACAUAAACUUUAAAUUUAAUAAAUUGAUUAUAAGACUGGUGUAAUGAACAUUCGAAUAUUAAGUAUUGGUUUUUAUUAAAUAUUUCAACUAAUUUGUAAUAUAAGUGUGAGUAAACAAAAAAAAUAAUAACCUUAGGAUACAAACUCGAAUUUGUAUUAAUAUAUUGUGUGUACCUACAUAUUUGUAAGUGAGUAAUAAUAAUAAUAAAAUGUGUUUGAUAAAAAUAA